Molecule: messenger RNA, 1526 nt
Organism: Paramecium pentaurelia
Lineage: Eukaryota; Ciliophora; Oligohymenophorea; Peniculida; Parameciidae
Source: the annotation of a GenBank genome assembly
AUGUAAUUAUCACACAUCAUUUGGUCAUUUUUUGGAAUCCUAUUAGCAUACAAUGUCAAAUUGUAUAUGGACUCCAAAGUUUAAUAUGAUAUGAAAAUAGAAGGAAAUGCAAUUACAAUCAAUUUGUAAGGAAAAUCUAUUGGGAAUAGUGGAUUGGAAGUUGCUUGUAAAUAAUUCUAAGAUUAUGUUAAUGUGACAAGAUUGGAAGCUAAUUUUAAUUUGAAUGGAUUGACAAAUGUUUAGACUCUUUUGUUAACUAUAAGUCGAUUCAAAAAAUUAAAAGAAUGUAUAUUUCUUUAUUUAUUAUGAUCUUAGUGAAUUUGCAUAUUGGAAAUAAUCCAAUUGAUAAUUCAACUGCUUCAAAUAUUUAAGCUCUUUUAAUAUAAUUAUAAAAUUUAGAAUCUCUCUCUUUAGGAUUGGAUAACCUAUUUACACAUCAAGGAAGAUCAUAAAUUUUGAAGAGUAUUUCUGAAAUGAAGAAAGUUCAUACACUCCAGAUCUCACUUAUUAAUACAGAUUUAGGUGGAAAUAAGAUUGAUAUGUUACUUCCAUUAAUUGAAAUGAGAUAAUUAAAAUCAUUAGAAUUAAUACUUAUGGGCUGCAAUAUAACUGCAUCAUCAACUAAAUCUUUGUAGACAUUAUUAUAUAAAUUACCAAAAUUAGAAAAUUUAGUUUUAAAUCUUUAUGGUAAUAGGAUUAUGGUUGAUGGUAUUGAUGAUUUAAGUGCAGGUCUAUAUCAUUAAAGAUAAGUAAAAAGUUUAGAAAUAGAAUUGUAUUUCAAUAACAUUACUUCAAAUGGAACAGAAACAUUAAUGGGUGUUACUGGAUAAAUGAUUAAUCUUACUAAAUUACAUAUUGGUUUAGAAUUUAAUUACAUUGAAGAUAAAGGGGCUCAAUAUAUUGCUACAGCUUUAGGAAAUCUAUAACAUCUUGAUGAUUUAUCAAUUAAUGUAGCUUCUAAAAAUUUUGGAUAUUUAGGCUAUAAUGCUAUAUUAUAAGCAAUUGAAAAAUUGCCUACUUUAAACUCAUUAUAAUUAAUUAUUGGAGUGAAUAAAUGUGGUCCUAGAGGUGCUGACUUAUUAAAACAAGUAUUAUUUAAGUAGGAUAAAUUGAAGACAUUAGUUUUGGAUUAUACUGAAAAUUAUAUAGGAGAUGCAGGUGCUUCUUUUGUUGGAGAAGGUUUAAUGUCUUAAAAGAAAUUAGAAUAUUUAAAAUUGAAUUUGAAUUUUAAUUCAAUAUCUGAUAGGGGAGCUGUAGAUGUUGUUAAAUCAAUUCAUUCUAUUAAACAUUAACCAAAAUAUAUAGAUUUAAGAUUAAGUUAAAACAAAAUCUCAGACAUAGCAUCAAAAGAAAUUCUUCGUUAUGUUUCUGAUAUAACAAAAGUUGUAGAUUACAUAGAAUUAGAACUUUUAGGAACAGCUUUAACAAAUUCAACAAGAGAUGAUCUUAUUCAAAAUUAUAAAAAUCUGAAAAAUUUAAAUUUUAUUGUAGAUACAAUACCUCCAAGUUAUUGGGAUGAAUAAUGA